AUGUCGAGUCGUCAUUCCCGUAAUCUUAGUGCUUCACUUUAUGUUCGUGGACUGUCGGAAAAAACUCGUUAUGAAGAUUUGAAGAAACUUUUUACUCGAUAUGGACGUAUUGUUGAUAUAACACUUCCUGUGGAUUAUUAUACACGAGAUGCUAAAGGAUAUGGUUUUGUUGAAUAUGAAGAAAGUCGUGAUGCUGAAGAAGCACUUCAUGCUCUUGAUCGUUAUCGAUUACUCGGUCGAGAAAUAGAAGUUGAGUUUGCAAGAGGCGAUCGUAAAACACCGUCCGAGAUGAGAUCACGAGAAAAAGAAGCACGUUACGGACGUGGUGGUGGUGGCGGAGGAGGCGGUGGCGGCGGUAACUUUGGCCGACGUGAUCGAUCACGAAGCCGUGAUCGUCGCCAACGAAGUGGUUCACCAGUAGCUAGAGACCGUCGUCGUGGCGGUGGUGGUGCCGGUGCUGGAGCUGGUAGUCGAUCUCGUUCACCGUAUUCGCGUUCACCUGUUGCUCGACGCCCAGCUAGCCGUUCACGUUCAAAAUCAGGUUCACCAAGUUAUGGCAAACGAAAUGGUGCUGCUGGUGGCAGUGCUGUUCGUCGUGGAAGUCGUUCAAGAUCACCCGCCGAUAAUUAA
This is a messenger RNA of Rotaria socialis, 630 nucleotides long. The record is from the annotation of a GenBank genome assembly. NCBI's taxonomy places the organism in Eukaryota, Metazoa, Rotifera, Eurotatoria, Philodinida, Philodinidae.